This is a messenger RNA of Diospyros lotus (date-plum), 1530 nucleotides long. RefSeq names its product E3 ubiquitin-protein ligase ATL15-like. The transcript has a single exon. The record is from RefSeq and is a predicted model, not a curated record. The coding region runs from base 176 to 1420 and encodes 414 amino acids. Lineage: Eukaryota; Viridiplantae; Streptophyta; Magnoliopsida; Ericales; Ebenaceae.
UCCCAAUCCCCACGCCCGCCGCCUAGCUCGUAGCUUCACCGCCAUCCAUCCCCUUCUAUUUAUAUUUCUUUCAGUCGUUGACAAAGAACCCACCGCUUGUCGUUGCCGAGAAGAAGAAGAAUAAUAGAAUGUUCUCUUCCAAUUUCGUAAUUUCCGUACCCAGUUUUUGUACCAGAUGACGGGAAAUUUUAGGCUUUAUCAUGGAGCCAGGUGGGUUUUGUUCGCCGCCACCUUAUCGUCGAUUUCCGCCCCGCCGUGGGUCGCAGGGCAGAAGGCCGACAGUUCGCAGCAUCCGCAGGCGCUGGGUGGUUACUCCUUUGAAUCCAAGGUGGGAGUCAACCCCACCAUGGCUAUCAUAUUCAUCUGCCUCGUAAGCACCUUCUUCCUCAUGGGCUGCGUCUCAGUCUAUAUCCGCCAGUGCGCCGAGCAUCGGAUGUCUCGAAAUUUCACGCUCGAGUCCGACGGGGUGGGGGCCGGGCGCCGCUCCCGAAGGCGCGUUGCCCGCGGGCUCGACCUCGCCGUGAUCGAAGCUUUCCCAACUUUCGUUUACUCCGAGGUAAAGGAACUUAAGAUUGGGAAGGCGGCGCUGGAGUGCGCCGUGUGCUUGAACGAGUUCGAAGAUGACGAGACUCUCCGGCUGCUUCCCAAAUGCAGCCACGUGUUCCACCCCGAGUGCGUCGGCUCGUGGCUGGCGGCUCACUCCACUUGCCCGGUCUGCCGGGCCAACCUCGUCCCGAGACCCGGCGAACCCACUCCGGCAACUCUAUCGGGUCAGAACCCGGAUAUCGAAGGUGGUUCAGCUGAGCCGGAAACGGAAAGCAUAACCUUGGAACCCGCGGUUGAUAAUUCCGAUGUGAAUUUUGAGGCUCCAGAGAUAGUCAACGUUGUUCAUACGCCGAGUCCGAAUCGUCCGGGUCGGUCCACUCCGAGAAGAGACAGACUGACGGCGAAGAUUCUGAAGUCUUUCUCGACCGGUCACUCGCUGGUUCAACCUGGCGAGGACUGCGAGCGGUUCACCCUGAGGUUACCGGAGGAGGUACGGAUCCGGUUGGUCGGGUCAGGUCUGAAGCGGACGAAGAGCUGCAUGGCGCUCCCCAUGGCUAGGAGCUCGAGAAAGGGUUUUAGGAGCAGCGGAGGAGGAUCCGGCCUAGGAAGGAACUUUUACGAGCGGUUCGAUCGGGAGAACCGGCCGGACCGUUGGGCUCUCGCAAUGACGCCGUCGAUUUUUCCUCGGGCCGGAUCGCCUAAAAUGGUGGUUGGCGGGGAGCAGUCGGCGGCGGAACCGAGGACGCUGUUGAAGUCCGUUAGGUCGCCGUUAAAUCGGCUGUUUGGGUCGUCGCCGGAUGGUAGGCCGAGGGGGGACGUUGACGUUGGGGAACGGUCGUUUGACAGGUUACGGCCGUUGGAUGGUGAAGUUUAACGGAGUUGGAAACACCGUUUCUUACAGUUAAAUUUAAAUCUCCAGUUUGGUCACGUGAGACGAAAAUUCGUUAAUUUGAGGAUUUGUUAGUAAAAUGUCUUGUGUUUGUA